AUGAUUGGUGCAAAUCUACGAUUUGGCAUUGGAGCGUCCGGUAACGUGACAUCCAAUUCCACCAAAGUAUUCCAGUGUCAUCCAGGUGGAGUAACGGAAGCAACGGUGAUAUUCAGUCUAGGUGCCCUUGGAAUGGGUGCCAAUAUAAUCCUAAUGAUUCUCAUUUUAACAAAACGACAUCUUAGAAGGUGGUCGCAAGGGUUAUUGUUUCAUCAGGCAAUGGUGGACUGUGCUCGAGCUGCUAUAUUAUUACCACUGGGCUCUAGUAUACUGAACUGUCAGCCAGUGCACAAAUGUUCACUUGUUGAGACAGCUUUUCUACUGUUGGUGACAGUGUCCACUGUCAAUAUGUUGACAACAGUGCUCAAUGACAGUCCAGUAUUUCCGGAGAGCGACGAAGAGGCUGAUCUUACAGCUCCGUUGUUGAUGGAUUCACCUCAGUGCGUUCUAUUUGGCACUUUCAUGAUAUGGUUCGCCAGUAUCACGAUAAACCUCGGGCCAACAUUCCUCAGUGGUGCACUAGCAGCAAAUACUGAGUCUGGUCACAAUGCACCAAGUUGCCCUCUUGUUCAUGGACCAUUCAGACAUUAUAUACUUAAUGUCCUUUGGAUUGUUAUUAACGUGAUAUGCGUCUCACUGACGCUAUUUCAUCUGAGAAAAUUACACCGGGAUUUAACCAAAGCCAAUGUCGAAGCGGUUCGUGUAGCAGGGCUUGUCACAACGCUUGUCAACGUGACGGGCGGUGGCCACAGUAGUGCAAAUCCAGCCGCAGAUGGUGGAACGACAGACCAAAGGAAUGGCACAACGCCGAAGCGGAGCGGUGCGCUGGAGGAGCACCGGAAAAUGAGAAAUUACUUGAGAAGGAUGGAGCGUGAGGGUGUGCAGAGGGUGAAGAUGUUCCUGGUCAUUACUGCCGCCUAUGUUAUUUUCUGGGGGCCACUUUUUUUCGUGACUCUGGUACAUCAUCCGGUGAUUGGAAAUACCACUGGCUACGAGGUGACCCUGCACAUCGCCUACAUCCAUGCAUUCGUGAAUCCCGCUCUAUUUUUAACCCUUCAUCGAGGUCUCCGCCAAGGGAUUUCAGAUGUUUGCUGUGGCUGUUGCGAGAGCAUAGCCCGAUGGAUCCUUGGAUCAACAACAAACAGUCCUAUGCAAUCGGUACAGCCCCCCAGAUACGAGCCACCACUGAACGUUCCCUCGCCACCAGCCCCACCCCUACCCACAGCAGUAUCAGCCUGUGAUCUCAGUGACAUUGCCCAGCUAAAACCUCCCUUACCACCAGCCGCUAAAUACCUUCCGGUAAGUGUGACACCGGACCCCUGGAGUAUCGUUAUACCACGGCCUAAGAGUAUCUCAAGCUUGUACGAAGAGAAAUUAUCAAGACGACCGAGCUUAUUGCUUCCAGCCCCACCAAGCAUGAGUGACGCAAAUACUGCUGUCAGUCCGACGAGUAGUGACAUGCUUAGUGAAUAAUUUUUCGGUUUAUUAAAUAUUCGAGUGGAAUUCAUGGAGUUUUUACAUCCUAUAAGUUUGUUUUAUGGGAGAAUAAACCGGUGGAAAGAUUCACGUCGCAAUCUCACGAUCUAUGAGACGAAAUAAUGUCAAGGAUGUGGUACUCUAGUAGAGUAGAAAGAUGAGAUGAAUUUGCAAAUAUCCCUGAUCGUCGUAGAUAUAGAGGACAAUUUCAGAUCUUUUAUGUAGGCCAUACAUUUUUUUUAGAAAAAAAAAACCCUAGAGAAUUUCUGCAGACCUCUUCUUUCCCAAGGUAUACACGUGUGCCAAACAAUCACAUUCGAAAUGGUUUUGUAAUGAAUUUCAUUGCCAAAUAUAGUGAAAUGAAGAAUUGAA
Messenger RNA from Diachasma alloeum, 1848 nucleotides. RefSeq lists its product as uncharacterized. Gene Ontology annotation, molecular function: peptide binding; G protein-coupled receptor activity. The transcript is spliced from 7 exons. The coding region runs from base 1 to 1473 and encodes 490 amino acids. Gene Ontology annotation, cellular component: membrane. The record is from RefSeq and is a predicted model, not a curated record. NCBI's taxonomy places the organism in Eukaryota, Metazoa, Arthropoda, Insecta, Hymenoptera, Braconidae. Gene Ontology annotation, biological process: G protein-coupled receptor signaling pathway.